Letharia lupina is the source of this 1026-nucleotide messenger RNA. RefSeq lists its product as uncharacterized. The transcript is spliced from 5 exons. Bases 1 to 1026 code for a protein of 341 amino acids. The record is from RefSeq and is a predicted model, not a curated record. NCBI's taxonomy places the organism in Eukaryota, Fungi, Ascomycota, Lecanoromycetes, Lecanorales, Parmeliaceae.
AUGGACGAGAAAUGGAGAAAGGGGGCAUGGGAUAGCAGUGAAGAUGACAUUCUCUGUCAAGCGGUCAAAGAAUACGGCUGUCGUUGGACUGAUAUCUCAAAAACCAUUGGGACCCGCAGCCCUGAUCAAUGUGCCAAGCGCUGGCGAAACUCUCUCAAUCCAAACAACUCGCGCGGUGAAUGGACCGAGGAAGAUGAUACUACUCUCAUGGAAGCUGUUCAAAGCUACGGCCAUGACUGGAAAUUAAUCCAUGAGAAGUUCCUCCCUGACAGAUCAAGACUGGACCUGAGCAAUCGGUAUGUAUCGCUUGCUCGACAGCAAAAGAAAAAGCAACCGCGACCAUCUACUACUUCGUCAACAACGAUGCAUUCACAAGACAACCACGCCCAAGCGGAACCCGAGCAGAUGCAUGAUCUGAUACCGACCAGCCCGGAAAACGGCAAGAAGCAGCACGACCCCUUUAUACAGACUAUCUCAACGACAUCCAUGGACGACCAAGCUAUCACUUCAUGGAUCUCGCAAGGUGCACGGGCCGACCCCAUGGAGGUCCUGGACCCUCAACUAUUUCCAGGCGCACUUGGGCAAUACGGGUCACGCAUCCCGCAAGCGCACGACGAUCUGUUCACGACGAUGAAUCCCUACAGCAACAACGAGAGCGACAAAACGAGAUCGGUCCUCAUGUCACCGAACAGCUCCUCUUCCCUCUUCCCUUUCCCCAACGCCACAAUGAGUUUCGACUCCUGGAUGAACCUCAGCCCCACCACGACCUCUCACGCCUUGUCGUCCACGAACGACCGUCAGCAGCAGCCACCUGCCGGCGGUCUCGAGGGCCAGGCCACACUGACGGACGCAAACGUGACGGAGGCGGUGACGCCAUCUUCGUCCAACGGAAUCCAGUCCGUGUUUGCGCCGGGGGAGCGAGGCAAGACGGUGCUGACGCUGGAGAAUCUGGACCCCGAUACCCGGAGCGACGUCCUGGAUUUGCUCUUCAGGCGCAAGAUCGUCACCACCAUCGCGAUAGUGUAG